AGGUAAGAAGGAAGAAAAGCGACUGCUUCUCUCUCUCUCGCUCUCUGGCCUGAGUUUGUUUGAGAGAGAUAUCAGUCCCCAAAGCCUCCAUUUUUAUUUUAUAUAGUAUGAGGUUCCAUCUCUCUCUUUCCAGAGGGUGAUUGCAAAAACACUUACUGCGAGGAGCAACCAAAGAGAAAUAAAAGGAGAGAAAGAGAAAGAAAGAGACGAGAGAAGGAGCGACAACACAAAGUGAGAGAGAGAGAGAGAGACAGACAGAGAAAAGAGGAGGAAUUCGAGAAGCUUUCAAUACCACAGAAGGGAAAACGAUGUCUGAGAGCUUUACAUCCUUUCACACUCUGCAACUCUAAGAGCAAGGGAAGAGUGUGCUGUGCCUAAAGAAGCAAAGAAAAAGAUGAUGAAGAAGAAGAUUCUGAUAUGGGACUAGCAACACCGCCGCUUCCACCAAUUUUCUCCCACUCAAAAACCCACCACUCAAUUUCAAUCCCAGAAAAGUCCAAUUCUUCCAAUUCUAUGUCCCAAGACUACCACCACGGCAUCUUCAGCUUCUCCAAUGGGUUUGAUAGAUCGGCCGUGUCACACCAAGACCAACAACACCACCACCAUCAUCACCCACAGGCCCAGCAACACCACAUAGCCCAGCAGAUCCGCAGGGACAAGCUGAGAGUGCAAGGCUUCGAAGCGCCACCGCCACAACUGGUGGGGAUAGAUGAGGAAGAAUCCAGCGGCCUUCCGGUGUAUGAGACUGCCGGGAUGUUAUCAGAGAUGUUCAAUUUCCCUCACGGGGGUGCCACCGCCGCAGACUUGCUAGAGCAGCCGAUGGCACCGAACUAUCGUUCCCCGCGGCCACAGCCGGCGGUGACCAAUGAGUGGUACGGAAACAGACAAGGGAUGGUGGUGGGGUUGGGGCCUUUGGGAGAUGCAAAGAAUCAGAAUAGUGUGAAUAGCCGUGACAGUCUUGCUCAUCAGCCUCAGCCUCAACAUCAUCAUCAUCAUCAUCACGGUCAGAUUUCAAGCAUUAAUGCUGCGGACUCAGCCGCUGCCAUGCAGCUUUUUCUAAUGAAUCCACAGCCAAGAUCUCCAUCCCCUCCGCCUCCUCCAACUUCGUCUACUCUACACAUGCUCCUUCCAAACCCAUCCACUUCUCUUCAAGGCUUCGCACCCUCCGGAGCCGCAGGAGGGGCGUUUGGUCAAUUCACUUGGGUUAAUUCUGACAGCGGCCAUGAUCAAGGAGGAGGAGCCGCCGCUGAAAUUGGAGGGGUUGUGGAGGGCCAAGGCCUUUCAUUGUCUUUAUCGUCUUCCUUGCAACAUCUGGAAGCGGCUAAAGCCGAGGAAUUGAGGAUGGGGGAUGGCGGGAUAUUGUAUUACAAUCAAGGAGCCGGAGGCUCGUCGUCCAGUCAGUAUUACAAGCCAUUGCAUUUGCAAGGAGUGGGUCAUCAGAACAACCAGGUUCCUGUUGGGUUUGGUUCGUCAUUAGGCGUGGUGAACGUGUUGAGGAAUUCAAAGUAUGUAAAAGCCGCCCAAGAAUUGUUGGAAGAGUUCUGCAGCGUUGGUAGAGGCCAAUUCAAAAAGAACAAAUUUGGAAGGCACAACGCCAACAACCCUAGCUCCAAUCAAGGUAAUAGUGGCGCUGGUUCUUCAUCGACAUCAAAGGAUCUCCCUCCAUUGUCAGCAGCUGACAGGAUUGAGCACCAGAGAAGGAAGGUCAAACUUCUUUCCAUGCUUGAUGAGGUGGAUCGAAGAUACAACCACUACUGUGAACAGAUGCAAAUGGUAGUGAACUCAUUCGACCUGGUUAUGGGAUUUGGAUCCGCGGUCCCUUACACUGCCCUCGCUCAGAAGGCAAUGUCUCGGCAUUUCCGGUGUUUAAAGGAUGCGAUAUCAGCGCAAUUGAAGCACAGCUGUGAGCUUCUAGGAGAAAAAGAUGGCGCGGGGAGUUCAGGAAUAACCAAGGGAGAGACUCCGAGGCUUAAAAUGCUAGAGCAAAGCCUAAGACAGCAAAGAGCCUUUCAUCAAAUGGGGAUGAUUGAGCAAGAAGCUUGGAGACCCCAACGAGGAUUGCCUGAACGUUCGGUCAACAUCCUGAGAGCCUGGCUUUUCGAGCAUUUUCUUCAUCCGUACCCAAGCGACGCAGAUAAACACCUGUUGGCACGACAGACUGGUUUAUCGAGAAAUCAGGUCUCAAACUGGUUCAUUAAUGCCAGGGUUCGAUUGUGGAAACCCAUGGUGGAAGAGAUGUACCAACAAGAAACGAAAGAAGAGGAUACAACAGAGGAGAGAGAAGGAGAAAGGAGUGGCCUCGCACAAACUCCAACGCCCACAGCGUCAGCUGCCACACCAGCAUCAACGACAGGACCAGCAGCAACAACAAUAGCAACUACUACGCCAACAGGCAAAAGAUCCGAUGUCAAUGCGUCCGAAAGCGACCCUUCACUUAUCGCAAUCAAUAGACAGUGCUUCCCGGAAAACCAAGCGAAGCAGGCCAACUCCACCACCACCACCUCUGAGGUGGCACCGCCUGCGUCCCAGUGCUUCCCGGCGGCCCAUGACAGCUCGGACAUGCACCAACACAGAUCAAUGGCUGCCGAAGACACGUGUCGCCGUGGCAGCGUCGUUGCAGCUGACUUUGGGACCAUCUCUGGUAAUGCUGACAUUGGGUCCACGCUCAUUAGGUUUGGGACCACGGCUGGCGAUGUGUCACUCACUCUAGGGCUACGCCAUGCCGGAAACAUGCCCGAGAAAAGUUCUUCUUUCUCAGUUAGAGACUUCGGGGGAUGUUAAAGUUCUAUAGUAGCUUAAAGAGAACAAAAAAAAAAAAAAAAAACAAAACACCAUUUUAGUUUCUUCAUCCUUUUCUUUUCCUUUUCGGUUCCCGACCAUAUUAAGAAAACACAUUAUCAGAAACGUAGCAUUUAAGCUAGUUAGCUGUAUGGGGGUCUAUUAUAAUUGUAUAGUAGAUUGUUUUUACGUACUUCCUUUAUGUACUUAAGGUUUGUACCUUAAUAGGAGUAUUUACUAGAAUAACAUGGAACCAUAUUUUGAGAGAGAGCAAGAGAUCGAGAGGGCUAUAUAUAAGCACUAGAUUUCAAUGGGUAAGAUAUGAUGAUAUAUUUA
Alnus glutinosa is the source of this 3114-nucleotide messenger RNA. Its product is annotated as BEL1-like homeodomain protein 4. The record is from RefSeq and is a predicted model, not a curated record. Gene Ontology annotation, biological process: regulation of transcription by RNA polymerase II. The transcript is spliced from 5 exons. NCBI's taxonomy places the organism in Eukaryota, Viridiplantae, Streptophyta, Magnoliopsida, Fagales, Betulaceae. Gene Ontology annotation, molecular function: DNA-binding transcription factor activity, RNA polymerase II-specific; RNA polymerase II cis-regulatory region sequence-specific DNA binding. Bases 418 to 2781 code for a protein of 787 amino acids.